GAUGCUUACUGAGGACCAAGCAAUCUUUAGUGAAUAGCUGGAGCAACUUUAAGCCUACUUACAUAAAGAAGGAAAAAAGCAACUUUACCCGCUGUUAGUUACACUUGAGGCUCUUCAUAUCGGCCUGUUCAUUGUAAGGAUGCAAGACAGAAGCUGUGGCCAGGCAUUGCCUCUUUCUUUAAUGCUGAAGGAGGCUUACUGUGCAGAGAGAGGCACCAACAAGGAAUAUCCUGAAAAUAUGUCAGAAGCUUCAUCCUACCAUGACUUUUUCUAUGAUUCCCUAUCAGAACUACAGAAUGGGCAAUUUUCAAAUGAACUUUCUGCCUUCCUUACCCAGGAGGAGAUAUGUAAGAGCCUUGACAUAGCUCAGGAAGCCAUUGCUAAUUCCAUGGAGGAGGAUCAGAAUGCAGCACCAGACUUUACUCAUUAUUUCAACACCUCUCUUUUUAGCACUUCAGAAAAUCCUUCUUUCAGGGAUACCAAGCUGCAUGAGCAAGAUGCUUUACAGAGGCCUCAAGCAAGCAGUCUGACUUUAUCUGCUGCAAGUCAUGUUCUCCCAGGGAAUCAGAAAGAGCAAUCCACCACACCUCAAACAGCAAGUAGUUUUGUCACAGUUUCCAGGAGGCAAGCAAGCACCUCACCUUUGCUAACUGCUAGUCCCAGCUUCAUUAGAAGCCUGAAACAUUUGGAGAAAGGUGGUCCAGGUGUGCCUAAGACAAGCCCAAAGUCCAAAUCAGCAUCCCAGGGAGAAGUUCCUUUCAGGAACAAACUGUGUGACAAAGCUGCCACAUUCGUAGAGGAAUUGUCAUCUAUAUUUAGACAGGCAGCAAAGACAAGAGGCCGAAGUCCUGAUGGGGACUCUUCUUCACCAGACAGUGGAUACCUGUCUCCUAAAAAGAAAGAACCAGCUGUAAGUACCUCAGUGAACCAGGAGUCUGACAAGCCACAUCAAGAGACUGAGCCUGAGGCAAAAUUACCUGGGGUUCAUCUGAAUGGUGAACAAUAUUCUGAAAGGGAAAGCAUGACUCAGAGUGAAACGGUCCUUUGCCAACCCUUCAGCAACAUGGAAGAGAAUCAACCUUCACCACCUCAAUUCACUCAGAAGCUCCGGAGCCAGGAAGUUGCUGAAGGAAAUAAAGUAUUGCUAGAAUGCAGAGUUGCUGGCAACCCAGUCCCUGAUGUCAGGUGGUUCUGUGAAGGAAAAGAACUCCAGAAUAGCCCUGACAUUCAGAUCCGUUCUGGAAGUGGAGGACUUCAUUCACUAAUUAUAGCAGAAGCCUUUGAAGACGAUACUGGACGCUAUACUUGUCUGGCUUCAAAUUCCAUUGGUUCAGAUAGUACAUCAGCUGAAAUAUUCAUUGAAGGUGCCAGUUCCACAGAUUCAGAGAGUGGAAGUUUAAUUUUCAAAUCAAAAUCUGGAGCUAUGCCACAGGCCCAAAAGAAAACCACCUCUGUUUCCUUGACGAUAGGAUCUUCUACACCAAAGUCUGGAGUCACCACAGCUGUAAUUCAACCUAUCUCUGUGCCAAGUCAGCAGGUUCAAAGCCCUACUGCGUACCUGCACUGUGUGGAUGGACCUAAGCCUAUCUAUUCUCCACCCAUUUUUACAAAGGAGCUACAAAACUCCACAGCAUCUGAGGGACAAGUCGUGGUAUUGGAAUGCAGGGUCAGAGGACCCCCUCCCAUUCAUGUUAAGUGGUUUCGACAGGGUGUUGAAAUUCAAGAUUCUCCAGACUUCAGGAUCCUCCAAAAAAAGCCACGAUCUGCAACUGAACCUGAAGAGAUAUGUACCCUUGUAAUUGCAGAAACUUUUCCUGAAGAUUCAGGACUUUUCACAUGCACAGCAACAAAUGAACAUGGUUCAGUAACAAGCAGUGCACAGCUAACUGUCUGCUCAGCCAACUCAGAAGGCUCCAGUCAUGAAUUACUGACAAGAAAAUCCGACAGUGAUGAUUUCCAUCAUUUCUCACCACUUCCUCCAGUUGAAAUUAGCUCUCUUGAGCUUCCUCCCAAGAAACAUAUGGAGGCCCACCGAGCAAACAACACUGAGUUGAGAUCUGGUGUGACAGCCCUUCAACUACAGGUCAAUUCAUCUGAGGAAAAAACAAAUGGCAUCCAUCCCAUUCAUGGAGUAAAUGGAAUGAUUAAGAACAAGCCAAAUGGUGAUAAAACCAUCCCACCUGAAGCUGUCUUGCUUUCACCCACAAAGGAGCCACCACCUGUGCUUGCCAAACCAAAGCUGGACCCUAUAAAAAUACAGCAGCUGCAGAACCAAAUUCGUCUGGAGCAAGAAAGUGGCCAGUGGUAUCAUCACCAACAGCAACCUGAUCAUCAUCAGCACCCUCCCUCUUCUCCUUCCUUUCCUCCUCCCCCCUCCUUCCAGGAGCUUGAGUCCAGUCAGUCUGUCACUUCUCCUGUGCCAAUGAGUAUUCUUAACUCUCAUACUUCCCCAACCAUGCAGUCUUCCAGCUCCUUCAACUAUGCUCGGCCUAAACAGUUCAUUGCUGCUCAGAACAUCAGCCCUGCUUCAGGUUAUGUGACUCCGUCUUCAGGAUCAUCUACAUCCAGCCUUCCUUCUCCUAUGUCUCCAACUGCUUCUCAGAAACAGUUUGGGAGAGUGCCUGUUGCCCCUUUCUCUCAGCAGUUUGCUCCAGAAGGGGAGUACGCCUGGUCUCCUUCUUCUCCAUCCCCUCCGCCCCCGCCUCCACCUGUCUUUAGUCCAACCGUGGCAUAUCCGGUGUGUGAUUCCUUUCCACUUCCACCUCCUCCACCCCCUCCUCUUCCUUCACUUUCUUCACCUUCCCACAGUCUGUCUCCAACUCCCAGAUUUCCUAAUUCUGGCCAGUCUCCAGCAGCUUUUCUCAGCUCCAUGCUGCCAUCCCAGCCACCACCCAUUUCUGUCAACGCAUUAGGCCUCCCGAAAGGAGUGAUGCCUCCCGGAUUUCCCAAGAAAACAGGCAGAACUGCUAGGAUAGCAUCAGAUGAAGAGAUUCAAGGGUCAAAAGAUGCUGUAAUUCAGGAUCUGGAAAGAAAACUUCGCUUCAAGGAAGACCUUUUGAACAAUGGGCAACCGAGAUUAACGUACGAGGAGAAAAUGGCUCGUCGAUUGCUGGGAGCAGACAGUGCUGCAACUGUCUUCAAUAUACAGGAACCAGAAGAGGAGCCUGCUAUACAGGAAGCUCGCUCUGUUGGUGCUUCUGUAGUGAGUCCUGUGGAUAUUCAAAAGGAGUAUAAAGUCUCCAGCUUUGAGCAAAGAUUGAUCAGUGAAAUUGAAUACAGGCUGGAGAGAUCUCCUGUGGAAGAAUCGGAUGAUGAAGUGCAACAUGGAGAUGAACCUAUUGAUAACAGUACAUCACCAUAUUUUGAGAUAAAGCUGAAGCAUUACAAAAUCUUUGAGGGAAUGCCAGUUACGUUUACAUGCAGAGUGGCAGGAAAUCCAAAGCCAAAGAUUUAUUGGUUUAAAGAUGGGAAGCAAAUUUCUAAACGAAGUGAUCACUACCGAAUUCAAAGAGAACCUGAUGGAACUUGCUCGCUGCAUACUGCGGCCUCCACCCUGGAUGAUGAUGGGAAUUACACUAUUAUGGCUGCUAACCCACAGGGCAGAGUAAGUUGCACGGGCAGGCUGAUGGUUCAAGCUGUAAAUCAAAGAGGCCGCAGUCCCUGGUCACCUUCUGGUCAGCCUCAUAUGAGAAGACCACGAUCUCGUUCAAGGGACAGUGGUGAUGAAAAUGAACCAAUUCAGGAACGAUUCUUCCGGCCUCAUUUUCUGCAGGCUCCUGGAGACCUGACUGUUCAAGAAGGAAAACUAUGCAGAAUGGACUGCAAGGUUAGUGGAUUACCCACUCCAGAUUUAAGCUGGCAGCUUAAUGGAAGACCAGUUCGUCCUGAUAGUUCUCACAAAAUGUUGGUGCGUGAGAACGGUGUGCACUCCUUGAUCAUAGAACCAGUCACAGCCAGAGAUGCUGGAAUCUACACAUGCAUUGCCAGCAAUCGAGCUGGUGAAAACACAUUCAGCCUGGAGCUCGUUGUUGCAGCUAAGGAAGUACACAAAGCACCUGUGUUUAUAGAGAAGCUACAAAACACAGGUGUGACUGAGGGAUUCCCAGUGCGACUGGAGUGUCGAAUCUCAGGGGAGCCAUCUCCUCAGAUAUUCUGGAAGAAGGAGAAUGAGUCACUUACAUACAACACUGACCGAGUGAGCAUGCACCAGGAUAACUACGGCUACAUUUGCCUGCUUAUUCAGGGAGCUACAAAGGAGGAUGCCGGCUGGUAUACUGUUUCAGCUAAGAAUGAGGCCGGGAUUGUGUCUUGCACUGCCAGGUUGGAUGUUUAUACUCAGUGGCAACAACCACCUCAGACAACCAAGCCAAAGAAGGUGCGGCCCUCAGCCAGCCGAUACGCUGCACUUUGUGACCAAGGACUAGACAUCAAAGCAGCUUUCCAGCCUGAAGCAAAUCCAGUCCACCUGACAAUGCAAUCUGGCUUGGUAGAGAGUGACGAUCUGUAAAUCCAGCUGCCGCUUCCAUCAUUUUCUUUCAAAGCAGAAACACUGAAAGCCAUUGCCUUGACCAAUGAUACUCCUAUGUCACUUUAUGCAAAGGCAGACACCUUCAAGUACAAAAGAUAAACAACAAACACAAUAACCAUAUAUUCCUUAUUCAUUAUACCAAAUUAGAAGAAUAGAUAGAUUAUUAAUAGAAAUGUACACAUUGCACAACAAACCACAUUCACCAGUUCCUUAUACCUAAGUUGCUUCAGCUCUUACAAAUAACCCUUUUCAUAAAGGCCAAAAUACAUCAGAGAGACAGAUUUUUCAGAAGAGAACACUACUUAUCACCACAUGCCUUCAUAAGCAGUAACUAGAUGCUACACAAUCUUAAUGGUGCAAGAUGUUUUAUUUGAGGCCAUUAGACCACAAAGAAAAUGAGAAUGUAUGGUUAUCUAUAGUUCUAAAACGGCAAUGUAUUCUGAUAGCUACAAUGAACAAGUGCAAUAUUGUAAGAAUAAAACAGGAAGGGACAAGGAAGAGUAAUAUAAGCAAAUGCUGUAUCUGCAAACUGCUUUCUAUUCUACCAUGAAAAAGAAUCUUGCCUUAAAUGCUGUUAGUAUGGACAAUUCUGUAAAGCAACAUCAACACCGUAAUUUUAAAUUCUUUUGUAUUUUUUCUUUUUGCCAUCUAGGAGGAGGCUUACUUACAAACAUACUGCAAAGACAGUUCAAGCAUAAGUAAUUUAACCUCUUCAAGAUAAUGAAGAAAAAGAGCUGACAUGUAAUAACAGUCUACUCCAGACUACAAAUAUUGGUAACUAGAUGCGAACAAAAUGCCAACAGUAUGAACCACUGCAGGAGGUUCCUGCAAGGGGUGGGAGAGGGACAGGGCAAGGUUGAAACUCUCUAUGGAUUUCCUGAAGACAGCCUGUAACUUCAUAAUACUCCCAUUCAAGAAUCUGAAAUUCUAAGGUGAGCUGAAAACUAGGGAGUGUAUGUAUGGGACCUUCGACUGUUUAAAGCUUGUGUAAGGUAUAUGAGCAUUUUGGAAAUGUAUAGUAAGUGAAAAAUGGGUUGAGACUGCAAUACGAAUUUGAAUGACAAGUAUACACCACAGGUGAUAAGCUUGCAGAUCUGAGGAAGUAGAAAAUGAAGAUGGACAAAAACAACAUCAAAUUUGCGCCUUUUUUUUUUUUUCUUAACAUAGCAUGUGUCUCUGGUAGGUUUUUUUUUUUUUUCUUCUCCUGACUGUAGGCAAAUGACAGCUCUUUUAAUAGGUAGAGCCUGUGCGCCGUAGAUAAAAAGCCUGAAGGCUACUUUCAGAAUGCAAGGCAAAUCCACAUCAAACUGGAGCCCCACCUAAGUCAGACCUGACUAGGUAGUUUUAAAUUAGAACCAAAUGAAUUUCAGAUGAAGGGGGGGGAGGGAUGGAAGAAUUACUAGGCCUGACAAGAAAAACGAGCAUUUGAUGGUACGAGCUAUGAUACUUUGCUAUGAAAGGAAAACACUGUAUUCCUUAUAUGAAGCACAUAUAUGGUAUCUUUCAUUAUUUAUAAUAAAAGUGUUGAAAUCUUUUAUCUCAGUUCAGUUAUUCAGAAGUCCUGUACUUAGGGGUUUUUUUUAAUUUUGUAAUUGUGUACACCAUAUAUUGCAUUACUGCUAUACAUGUAUUGCUUUUUAAGUACACAAAGUUUGUUUUGUUCUUUAGUGAUUAAUAAACUUUAGCACAUAAGGUAGUACUAUGCUGGUGCACGAUAUGACCAGUUAUGGGGAUCGUUAAUCUACAUUAACGUCAUAGUCUGUCAUCUGGGAAUAAUCUGAUUCUAUUCUAGAACAAGUAUGUCAUAUCAUUUGCCAAAUUUUCUCAACUGUGACAUGCUAAUUUACUUUUUUGUUUAGCUUCACUAGCAUUAUUUUGCCACCUUUUAUUUGUAUUUAUAAAAAUAUGUAUUAUCAUUACUUUGGAUUGUUGUGCUGAUAUAAUGUGGGUUUAACAUCAAUAAAUAUUACACAAAUAGAAAGUUUUCCUUCUGGUAAAGACUAUUAACUGUUUCAGUAGAAACAUGCAAGUGUAAGAUUUAGAAAUUUUAAAUAUAAUGAAUAUAGAUGAAACGAGGGCUAUAUGCAGCAUCUAAAAAUGACUAUAAUUUAUCAGAAUAUUCUGCUUGUGACCCGGAAUCCUGUUUAAACAAAACAGAGGAACAUGACCUAUAAAU
This is a messenger RNA of Gavia stellata (red-throated loon), 6704 nucleotides long. It is a transcript of the gene PALLD, whose product is annotated as palladin, cytoskeletal associated protein. The coding region runs from base 140 to 4507 and encodes 1455 amino acids. The transcript is spliced from 22 exons. Lineage: Eukaryota; Metazoa; Chordata; Aves; Gaviiformes; Gaviidae. Gene Ontology annotation, biological process: homophilic cell-cell adhesion. The record is from RefSeq and is a predicted model, not a curated record. Gene Ontology annotation, cellular component: plasma membrane.